Messenger RNA from Hermetia illucens (black soldier fly), 2893 nucleotides. RefSeq names its product protein UBASH3A homolog (gene Epp). The coding region runs from base 128 to 2284 and encodes 718 amino acids. The record is from RefSeq and is a predicted model, not a curated record. Gene Ontology annotation, molecular function: protein binding. Lineage: Eukaryota; Metazoa; Arthropoda; Insecta; Diptera; Stratiomyidae. The transcript is spliced from 10 exons.
UGUCACAGCUGUCGCCUCAUACCAGGUUGACAUGUUGCGCAGUAAACAAAAAUAAGUGCACUUCCGAAAUUCACGUUCGUUCUGAUUGUCUCCUCUCCACUACUGAUACCAAGAAGAAAAACUGACAAUGGCAACUUUGCCGCCUCGGAAAAACAUGACACCAACUAGAGCUUCGAAGCAGAAUUCAACGCCGCUGCAGACCCUCCUGCAAAUGGGUUUUCCCAAGCAUCGGGCUGAGAAAGCCUUGGCGUCGACCGGCAACGCUGGAGUUCAUUUGGCGUCAGACUGGCUCCUCGGACACGUUAAUGAUCCGUUCUUGGACGAAUACCAACCGCGGGAGUACAUACUGUAUGCAUGCCCUACGGGACCGUUUCUUCGUCAGCUGGAGGAUUUCUGGGGCAAGUCCAAGGAAAUCUGUGGAUGGAAUGGUGCCCAUAAUUACAUGCCGCACAUAACACUUGUGUCGUUUUUCAAGGCUCCUGAUGAAUGCUCGCUGCAACUCUCGAAAGCGCUGAAGCAAAUAGUAGACUCCGCGGGAGCAGUUCUCGAUCGGCCGCUUAAGCUGGAACUCUACACCAGUCCCAAUUUCAUGGGGUUCUUCGUCGCCGAGGACGACGCGAACUUCCUCAAGCGAUUAGCACUGCAGUACGUCAAGGAAGUCUCGAAUUCAAUCAUUAGCGAUACUUACGAACAACUCGAUGCGAUUGUUGCUUGCUUUCCAUGGUGUGGCGCAGUUUCAUCGGGGAAUCGAUGCAUACCGCGUAGCAGUCGAUCGAUAUCACUGGAGCCGCAUGUAAAAUCCCUUCACCUAACGCUCGCCUACCAAUUCCCUUCGAACCAGUUCAAUUCGUUGAAAGCUCUUGUCGAAACUUUGAAUCCGUCCUGUGCAUCAAGCUGGGAACUACGACUUUACUCACGCGAUGCGAGGCUGGCGACAAAACAGGUUCACAAGGUCAUAUUCCCUCAUACGCCCCGUGAAACGGAUGAAUUGGAGUUACGUGAUGGUGACUACAUUUAUAUAAGCAAUGAUGCGCUGGAAAAUUCGACAGAUGGAUGGGUCGAUGGAAUAUCUUGGUUGACAGGCAUGGAUGGUCAUCUACCCGGAAACUAUACAGAACGUACAGCCGAAUCGGAUGCUUGGACAUUGCAUCGUCUUAUUGAGUUAUGCAAUUGUGCGACACCUUCAAUAACAUUUACCGAUGAGAUUGAAGUAAUUGAGGCAGCAGAUCGAACUUCUAAUGGUGUUGGAGACAAUGUGGUAAAACGCAACGAUUAUGAUGACAGAGGACCACAGGCGCAAUUUUAUCCAACAGAAAUGAAUUCAAUCGAUGAAACACCAGAAAUGGCAAACAAUGCAAAUCAGAAAAAUCAUGUAUUCAACUGUGAUAUUUCAACAACAUCGACGACCAAUAACGAUGCAGAAACGACAAUAAACAGUAGCGUUAGUCCAAUGAUAUCGGAUAGCGGUGGUUGCCGGGAUGAACUUCAAGAGUCAUCAUCAAAUCGAAAAAUCUACAUAAUGCGACAUGGCGAACGGAUUGAUUUCACAUUCGGCACAUGGAUACCGUAUUGUUUCGAUGAGUUCGGCAACUAUUUAAGAAAAGAUUUAAAUAUGCCAAAAAGCUUACCGAAAAGGAUUAAUUGCCCAGAGGGCUGGCAGUGUGAUUCGCCUCUAACGAAUGUUGGGGUGUAUCAAGCCAAGCUAGUGGGAGAAGGGAUGCGCGAGUCAGGAGUGACGAUAGACUCUGUUUAUUGUUCACCAUCAUUUCGCUGUAUUCAAACUUGUUCUAGUGCAUUAGAAGGUCUACAACUCAAAGAUCGUCUCCCCAUCAACAUUGAGCCUGCAUUAUUUGAAUGGAUGACUUGGUAUCAGGACGGAACCCCUGACUGGGUUACAAAAGAAGAACUAGCUGAAGCAAAUUAUAACAUCAACCACAACUAUAACCCAAUCAUGGAUAAAGACAGUUUGGACUUGUGCAUAAAAGAGACUUGUGAAGAGUUCUACAUUAGGAAUUAUGAAGCCUUUGAGAAAAUACUCCGGAGUACAACGGGGAACAUAUUCAUAGUAGCUCAUGCUGCUACUUUAGAUACUUGCACGCGGCAGCUAAUGGGGCGCGAGCCACGAUGCGUGAAUGAACUGCGACAAGCAAUUCAUAAAAUCCCAUAUUGUAGUCUUAUAGGUGUAGAAAAGUGUAAUGACGAGUGGAAAUUCAUAGAUACAAUUAGCUUACCCAUCACGCAUUCCAAAAAUCCAAGAUUCGAAUGGAUGAACGUUCAAGCCUGAGUGAGUGUUUACUAGAUAAAUCGACCUGGAUUCAAUUGCAGAGAACAAAAGAUUAAAAUGACAUCAUUAGCAACAAUAACAAAACGGAACACAAUAUUCUAAAGGCGAAAACAGCAACAGUGCAGCAAAUUCAUAAACAAUAGUGCAAUUUUUAUACAAGUAUAUUUUUUGUUUAAUUUUAUUUUUUAUCUGUUUUUUUGGCCAUUUUGAGCUAUUUCCAUAUGUAUUUGUUUCUAUUGAAAGCUUAGCUUAUAAUUUAUGAGACAAAUGUUUGAUAUUACUCAACCCGUUCCGCAAUAGGGGGACAACGUGCUAGAAUUCAAUAUUAAUAGCAUUUUACUCAUGGUGACCGUAGCACAAUCCUUUUUUAAAUUAUUUAGAUUUAAGUGUUGUUUACGAUAUCUAUACAUAUAAUGGAACCUUAUCUACAAUGCCUUAUUGAGGCGACAUUUUCAACAUAUUAACGAUAUCAACCGUACCAGCUACAAGGAUAAUAAAAUUAAUGCCAAAUAGAGAAAUGAAAGAAUAGUUUUAUUAUUGAAAGUUAUGCGUAAUUAUUGUAAUAAAAAUCAAAUUGCUUGAAAUAUUAAAGUUCUUUCUAUUAGACGA